This is a messenger RNA of Mercenaria mercenaria, 4665 nucleotides long. RefSeq lists its product as uncharacterized. The record is from RefSeq and is a predicted model, not a curated record. Bases 1 to 2778 code for a protein of 925 amino acids. The transcript is spliced from 6 exons. Lineage: Eukaryota; Metazoa; Mollusca; Bivalvia; Venerida; Veneridae.
AUGACUUCAGCCGCUGAGGACUCACAAACACUGCUAGAUGUGAUUGUGCCUACUGAAAACAUGGGAAGGCCAAGAUUGCCGAAACUAAAGUUUGACAACUGCAUGAAACUUGGACUUGCACUUCAAACAACUAAAGAUGGACUGAUAGGCUUUGUCAAUGAAGGAAUAGCUCAGUUCCGCGUGAACAUUGUACAAAAAUUACAAACGAAAUCAUGUAACGAAUGUCAAACUGAAAAUGUAUUAAAUUGUCCAACGUUUGGUAUCUGUAAACGAAAACAUUGCCAGUUCCAUAACUCUGUUGGGAAACAACCGCGUAAAUGUCCGAGAAGUACAUGCAACAAAUUCAGAGAUCGUAUACAGGAAUCACAUCGGUUCGGGGAUCCCUCGUGGCAGAAUACCGAUGCAACACAAUGGGUAUCUGAUUCAUUUCAAAUUGCAAAGUGUUUCGUAUCAUCCGAUGAGUGUUGUUCAGGCAUUAAUUCGAUAAAGGAACUGGAUUUUGAAGGUAUCCUAAGUAUCAUAAUAAACAACCUUCACUUCCAGAACAAAGUUGCUGCAAACCUUUCGGAAGAGGGUAGUGUUUUUUUCAAGGCCAGGGACAUUGGAAGGAUGUAUCACCAACAUAGUGGUCUUUUUGUAUCGGAUAGAGAUCUUGCUGGUUAUUUCCAUGUGUUAGAAGAUGUGCUGAAAGAUUCAAAAUGUUUGUUAUUUGACAGAAAAGCUCAAAAUGCGGUACAUGAGCUUGAACAGUUGGAAGCAGGCUCCUUGACGAUAAGUACUGGUAGGCUAAUUGCAGUCAUAAAUGAUGCUCUUGCAGUCAAUGAAAGAAAAGCUCCAAAACGCCAGUGCGGCCAAGGUAUGGAAACACUAGAACAAAAUGUACAAAAAGCAAAGUUAGAAUUACUAAUGGAGCUUACUGAUUUCUUUACGUUUCCAGCAAAGAAGUUUAAAUGUUCCCAGAUUGAAACAGUGUUGUCGGAAAGACGACUCUUUAUAGAUGACCUUAAAGAUGCAGUUAAACAGUUUCAGACAGCUUUAGAUAAAGAAAGGUGUACAACGUCAACACAUUUGCCGGGAAAGUCACUGUCUCUUGGAAAGCGGGAUCAAAACACUCGUGAAGAAGCGCCAGGAAGUGAAUCUUCGAAAAGGCCGAGACGGUUUGAGGAAGAUAAAACAGAUGAUAAAGCAUGGAUUCGAUGUGCCAGCCAAACACCACAAGAGGCACUGAAACUUGCAGACAUCUUGUUGAAGAACAAUUCAGUACCGAAGGAAGAGACACUGAAUAGGCUAUGUGUACACUUUGGAAAGAAAAGUAAAUUCUUCUUGCAUCUUUGCAAUCGUAUUUGUGCGUAUAUUAGAAGUAUGAGUAGAAAAAUAGUGCACGUUUACCCUUCAUACCAGAUGUUACAUAAGAACGAAAUAGUCUUUGUCGUGUUUGUUGAGGAGAGUUUGUCAAUUAAAAAUGAAACCAAACUUAGACAAAAUUGUAAGGUCGAAAUAAGAAUGAUAGAUAAAUACAGUUCGGAAGGCAAAUUAGUUAUGAAUAGUAAAGAAAACUAUGACACGGAAUUGUCUGCCCCAGAAAUAGACACAGUAAAACGCUGUCUUGACAAAUUUGCAGCAGAUUUAAUGGAGAAACAUAAAUAUCUUUCACUGAUUAGAGCAAGUCCUGUCCGUUCGAAAGAUUUUGAAACAGGCGAAGGUAAGAUUGUAAAAGAAACUUGUAUUGUUCUGUACGUCCAAACAAAGAACUACAUACCAAUUGACGAAGAACCAUUUCAGUCAAGUUAUGAUGGUAUACCAGUCGACGUAAGGGAAGGUGGUUUCGUUUUAUAUACGUCUCCUAGAGCUUAUGAGCGACAUGAACAUAUCAAAAUGGGAUGCAAGAUAUCACGGGACAAACUAAUAGGCGCUGAGUUUUGUUUUAUGUCUGGCACAUUGGGUGGAUUUGUUCAACAUCCGAAAUAUGGCUUAUGUGGGUUUACUUGUGCCCAUGCUUUGCUGCAUUACUCAGAAUUAGAAGAACUGAAAGACAACGGGGGAAUUCUGCAUUGGCCGCACUUUGGAGAGUUUGAAGCCAUAAGUCAGCCGGAAAAUGCACUUAACAUAUUUGGGCGACUUGUGCAAGCUGUGUAUAAAGAAGGUGCCAACGGUAGUACUGGAGUAGAAGUUGCUCUCUUUCAAAUAGAAAAAAGAUACCCAACUGACGGAGAUUUUCCCUCUUCGCAAACACAAGCAAGCCAAGACUUGCGCUUUGACUCUGGGAAAACGUACGGAUGUUCACGUCUAAACUCCGAUGAUGUUGUCAAAUUUGGAUGUAGAACAAACAAGACCGUUGGAAAAUUUUUAAUGAAACAAGGGGCAACAUGUGUAAGAACUCAAAAGCAUCAUAUAAAUAUACAAAAUAAUUUCAAAGUUACACUAUACAAUCAGCUAGAAGUAAGGUCAGUAUCAGAUACCAGUGGCUUUGCGGACUUUGGGGAUUCUGGAUCGCUAGUUUUUAUGAAAGGGGAACACGACGAGUAUGUUUGUGUGGGCAUGCUAGAAGGUGGAACUUCAGAUGGAACUGCAGUUGUCACACCCAUUUCUCCUAUCUUGGAACAGUUAGAUGUAUCCAAACUCAAAAGCUUCAAGAAAGAAAACCAAGCCCGUGAGUUGCAAGGCAUUCAGCGUGACGUGCGGACGAUUUUACAAGAUAUACAUGCUUUAAAGUCGAACAUGCCUCAGGCAAGCCAAAACAUUCCGAACGAGAACCAAAGAAACAAUAGCAGUAGCUAACAAAUCUGUAUGACCAAUUUUUUACGGAAAGCAUCACUUGUUUACUCUGAAGCAAUCUGUAAAACGCACAGAUCAACCGUGUACAAUUUGAUGUUACAGCCAACAGACGAAUCGAAACACACCUGAAAGAAGAAAUUGGAUAUAUCGUGGAGUAAAAGAAGUUAAACACAUUUCCGAGAUUUGAUAUUGCGCAAUCUUAAGCGCAUUUGUCAGUCUGAUGUUUACUGAGUCUCCUUUGAGAUAAAUUAUUGCUAGGGAAAUCUUUAAUCGAACAAACUAGGUGUGGAAAUGUUAAGAAACGAGAAGGCCAGUUUCCAUCUACAGAAAAGGCAAAUGCAAAGAAAACACAAAUGCCCAUUUACAAUUAAGCGGUCGGAAUGUACAGAAAAUUCAAAAACAUCGUUCUUUAUUUUCAUGCUUAUAAUCAUGUAUUAUACUGUUGUUAUAUGUGAAGGAAAUCAUAUUUAACACUAUAGGCUGCCAUAGAAAAGCAAAAGAAAAGUAUGUUAUAUUAUUUGAUCUAUAAAUUAGAUGUUUAUCGUAAAAAUGAGUCGAAACCCGAGUUUAACCUAAAUAUCUUAGAAAGAUAACUUAAAUGACAGUACUUUUUUAUUGUGUCCUUCUCUUGUAUGUGAUAUAAGCCACAUAUAGAGUAAAUGAGAAAAAUAGACAAAAGUUGCCCAUUGAAAAUAAGACACAAUUGUGCAAUUUUUAUUACAGUUUUAGUAUAUCCGAGAAUUUUUCUCAGAAACGAAAGUAAAAAAUCAUAUGAAUUAUGGAAUUUAUAUAACUAUUUGCUAUACUUAAGUAAUACACUAUGUACUGAUGGGAAAAUUUAACAAAGGUUUUCAUGAAAAUUAAGUCAAAGGUUAAUUCAGUUUCUCUUUCUCAUAAUUGAAUACACGUUUCAAAGCGGACAUUCAAGUUUCAAGAUAUACGACAUAUGAUAGCUUAAAUUGAAAAGGUAUGUAAGGAAAUAGAAAACGAUUUCGGUUAGACUGGGGAUAAGUGCACACAAUAGAAUUUAUCAUAGUUUGAAGAUCGUACUUUUCUCCCCCGUAUUUUCUAUCAAUUCUGUCUCAUUUUGUAUAUGAUAUAUGUGACUAUGAUUUUUGUCUUAAUGUCUUUUGACUCGCUCAAUUAUACGAAACAAGUUUUACAACUGUCCUCUUAAAUUUAUCAUUGUAUGUAUUUCAAUAUUUUGCGCUAUAUACAUUACUUUUAAUAUGCGAUAUGGUAUAUAUCAUUUCAUGCUCAGAUGAUGGAUCUCGACACAGUACUCAUAAUGAUAUAAAUAAUGAUUAUGCAGAGAUAAUACCUAGCUUUUCAAACUUAGAGAGAAAAAAAAAGAAAAAAAGUAGUUUAAUUCUUCCAAGUCAACAAAGAAUAUUUUACAAAACGUGCAUCCUACUGCUGCUUUAUCAUAUCAAUAAAUGAUAUUUUUUUAAACAAACCAUGUGUCUUCAAUAACAACAAAAGUUUCCACUGGGGGUAUCAAGCAUGUAUAAAUAAUUCAUUUAUUUUUGGUACCAGUCAAAGGGCGAACAAAUAUGAUAUAUUCUUAAGAUGACGGAUUAUUUUGCAUCAUUGACAAAGAUCUGUUUGUAAACUUUUCAAAGAUAAAGUGAAGUAUCACAAUACAUUUUGCAAUGCAUAUAGUACAUAUUAGUUUGAACAAAAUGUCAAAUUUAUGAACAGGUGUUACAUUGCAUCUCAUGAUGAAUUAGUGAAGAAGGUGUAACUAUUGUGAUCUCUAGUAGGCAUCAUUUACUAUAACUUCCGUGAAACUGAUAAUCAAAUCUUCAUCAAGAUUCCUUUGGAAAUUUAUAUCGAAACUGAGAAAAAAUAGUAAACGCAGUUUAAUUGAGACUGUUAAGGAGAAGUAAU